Trematosphaeria pertusa is the source of this 1762-nucleotide messenger RNA. RefSeq lists its product as uncharacterized. The coding region runs from base 493 to 1629 and encodes 378 amino acids. The transcript is spliced from 2 exons. Gene Ontology annotation, molecular function: cullin family protein binding; ubiquitin protein ligase activity; zinc ion binding. Gene Ontology annotation, biological process: anaphase-promoting complex-dependent catabolic process. The record is from RefSeq and is a predicted model, not a curated record. Gene Ontology annotation, cellular component: anaphase-promoting complex. NCBI's taxonomy places the organism in Eukaryota, Fungi, Ascomycota, Dothideomycetes, Pleosporales, Trematosphaeriaceae.
UCAAUCUAAAGCCGGCCUCUUUGCCACCUCCAGUGUCACAAAUCGGGUCCUUCCUGUGGCUCAUUCCACAGGGCUGAGCUCGCUCACCCCAUCUUCAGCAAAUCACCAAAUAUGCCGCAUUGCCCUGCCACCGCUUCUCGGACACGGAACGGCCGCAAUGGGUGGCUCCCAAGUGCCAUCAGCAAGCUGAUUCGUCAAGGUCUUGAUGGCAAUCUAUGCUAUGACGACGGAAAUCUGCCGGAGGCGGAAAUCGUGUAGCUGAGAAUGCCACCCGGAUAGUUACGCUGGGCUAUGCUACUGAAAAGUGCUCACUCAAAGCAACCAUUCUUUUGUCACCAAAGCAUUCGCGCGCGGAUGUGAUUUUCCCUGAUGCGUAACCCGCAAUGUCUCUGAUGGUCAUAUAUAAUCAACAUUUUUUACCAUGGCUCGCACCAGAUUUCCUAGCCCAAAGAAACCGGCUCCUCUUGCGCGACCACCACAAGAUAGAUACCAAUGGAUUUUAUCGACAUCGAGGCCAGAAACGCCAAUGCACACGCGUCCAGCAAAGCCGGAGCCAUGAUGACGAAAUACGACUUCACACCAGCGGAUGUCGACAACUUCAUCCAAUCGCUUCCACCGGAACUGACGGAACUGUGUGAAAUCCACGACUCCGCAGAUGAGAUUCUCAACCGAUUACGCGGAAUCAUGAGGCUUCUGUGCGCUGGCCUCACAAAGCGCAGCAGAGACGCCCUUGAGGUAUUCACCGUAUGCAGACAGAACCUCAGCCGCCUCAUUGGAGAAGUCAAAUCGCUUAUCGGACCUGGUCGCCUGCGGAGUUACCUGCACUACCAGAUGCUGCUCCAUCCUUACCGCCGAAUGCCGCUUGCCAGCUACAUGCUUAUCUUAAGCUGUUCGUCAUCGAAACUUCGACUCAACGAGAUGUUUCGGGUCGCGUCCGAGCGCUUCAUGGAGUGGCAAGAGAGGGUAAACGAUUCCGACACGAUACUAUUGGAUCCCGAACUUUUACCUGCGGAACUAUUCGAAGCUUCGUUAGUUCGUGCUACAGAACCCAGCGAGGCAGUAGAUGAAGCAUGCGUGGUUUGCGGUUCGCCCUUUGAAUUUCAACCUUGCGAAGCAGCAGGCUCGACGCCGGUAUCUCCCUGCUCCGCUAUGAGGACACCCUGCAACCAUCAUUUCUGCUACGAAUGUCUCCGACUCUGGCGUCUCGAGGCCAGCAAAGGCACAUAUAGAUGUCCGAUGUGCCGUUCAUGCCUCGUAUGCGGAAAACCUAACUGCACGUUCCACAUCGUAUCCGAGGAGCACGCAAGGCCAUAUCCAUUACAGGAGUUUCUCGAAGUCCACUUCGAAGGCGUAAAGUCACGACCGCCACCGUAUUACGGAUUUGACCCAAUCGCCUUGCGCCGUAUACGAGAGACAACUCGUCAUCUCCGGGUCGAGUACGGGUAUUACCAUUUGAGGAUUGAGGAUCCUACUAUUUCAGAGAAAGAGAAGGAACAUUGCGAAGAUCGGAUGGAUAAAGCGAUGAGGGAGAUAGUUAAGACGAUCAUCCACGUCUUGGAUCAAACUGGAGCUCCCACCGCUCGCCCGUCGUCACUACGUCGUUCUGAUGGAUGCAACCGGGCUGAAUGAGAGUCGCGUCGACUAGCUAGCGAGCAUGUUCGUCCGACGGUUAGAGAUCUUUGAGGGAUGAAAAGUUCUGUGAAAGUGAAAUGAGCAGUUUCGUGCCUCAUGGGUUGCGGUAUUUUCUUGGUCUUCACGCACG